Pogonomyrmex barbatus (red harvester ant) is the source of this 988-nucleotide messenger RNA. Its product is annotated as tctex1 domain-containing protein 2-like. The record is from RefSeq and is a predicted model, not a curated record. NCBI's taxonomy places the organism in Eukaryota, Metazoa, Arthropoda, Insecta, Hymenoptera, Formicidae.
AUGGUACGUGUUUCUUAUUUCCGGACGCAGACCAAGAAAAAAACGCUGUCGAAGCUUUCCAUGAUUGGUUCCAAUGGGGCCGGCAUACUGUUUUACAGGCGUGCGGAUCGAGUUAAGAUUCCGAGAUACCAGAAUACCUUUCGCCUAGAACCGUUUAGAGCUUUUCACGCAGCAGUGGUCGACAAAAUCAUUCGUGACGUAAUGGAGAUCAAAUUAUCGGCGAUUACAUCAUACCAACCAGAUCAGACAUCAAAAUUGUGUUUGGAAAUUGCUGCCGACGUGCUGAAGGCUGUCGUCAAGAAGGAUUACGAUAGAUACAAGAUGGUGACGCAAGUAUAUAUAAUCCAACGCUUCCAACAAAGUAUACACGCGGCCUUCCAGUGUCUCUGGGAUGUGGAGCGCGAUAAUUACUCGUAUCACGUGCUCGAAAACAAUCACAUAUACGCAUGGUGUUGCGUAUUCGGUGUAUAUUACGAUUAAACGCGGCGACGAUUUCAAACUAAUCUCGCGUAUUAAACUCAUGCAAGUCUCAUUAGUUUGUAAUAUCGAAAUACAUAUUGUAACGCUUAUACAUAUUUAUCGAGUCAUCGUAAAACCGGCAUUAGUAAUUUCAAUGAUAUCGAGCUUCAAAUACAAUAAUGUGUAUAUCGCGAAUAAUAAUGUUGUAAUGGAUGCGAAUACAACGGCGUGAGAAUACUUGAUGUAAAUCGCGCGUAAAAUGUAUGAAUGUGUGAAAAUAUAAAAUACUUUCUCGUAUAAUGUAUAAUGAGAGAAAUUAAAUAAAGGAGAAAUGUUAAAUGAGACGUUGGCUGGAAAAUACGAUCGAUAGCAAGUUAAAGGAAUUAAAAUUUCCAUAUAAUUUCAACCAGUCUCCGCACGUAGCUAAUUAUUUCUUCAUGAAGAUAAGGCUUUAGACUUUCGUCUUUACAGAGCCACCAAAGAAACCGCUAUGUAGUCGGAUUUAUUUUCGCAGUGUCUUCUUCCGCAA